Molecule: messenger RNA, 671 nt
Organism: Lathyrus oleraceus (garden pea)
Lineage: Eukaryota; Viridiplantae; Streptophyta; Magnoliopsida; Fabales; Fabaceae
Product: late embryogenesis abundant protein Lea5
Exons: 2
Coding region: 131-421 (96 amino acids)
Biological process (GO): response to stress
Cellular component (GO): mitochondrion
Source: RefSeq, a predicted model, not a curated record
UGUGCAUUAUAAAAGCCCUCCUAAACCCUAACACAAAACAGAGAGUAAUAUAUUUUUGGGUGCUGCGGAAGCAUUCUGAGUUUCCACAAACAUACACAUCAAAGAAACACAUUAAUAACUAAAUAAACAAAUGGCUCGCUCUCUCUCACAAGCCAAACAUCUUGUUUCUCAAUCUCUCCCCCUGUUUCAUCUUCAUCGCCGAGGUUUUGCUGCGGUAUCUGAUGUUUCGGCGAGAGUAGGCCGCGGAAAGUUGGGAAGCCUUGAAGAGACGCCCGUGUCAAAAGAUGGCCAAGAGGCCUGCUCUGCUUGGGUCCCGGAUCCGGAAACCGGAUACUACAGGCCCGUUAAUUGUGCCCCUGAAAUUGACCCGGUGGAGCUCCGACAGGUGCUACUCAAACACAAUACCAGAUCAUCCAACUAGAGCAUAGAGGAGUUGCCAGAUAUUGUUACGGUGCGAUAAUGAGAUUUGGGUUUUGCGGCGAGUUUGAGUUUUUGUUUAUGUUAACCUUUAUAAGCAACAUAUUUUGGUUCUUUUGUGUUGCUGUUUUAAAAAAAAAAAUUAUGUUUCCACUUUGUGGCAGUUUUGAUCUAUCUACAUCUAUUUAUCUCGAUAAUGGAUUGAGUGAAGAACUAAGUUAGUGAUUUGACACAUCAAAAGUUAAUUUAAUUUA